GGGGAAACAAUUGCAUUUCAUGCCCCGUUUCUUCUGGCAAGCCCUGCAGUUCCACUCAAAGAAUGAAAUCACCAUUGGCAUGGGUGGCCAUUGUGGUCACUGCAAUCUUAGCACAAGCGGAGAGUACUGUUCCUGUGAACCUGGCAUUGAGGAAAACAUGUCUGCAAUUCCAUGAGACGAGUGGGGGUAAAGCGAACCGAGCUGUAGACGGCAACAAAAACAAUGAGUAUUACCGCAACAGUUGCACCCAUUCCAGCGUCAACGGUGGUGAUAACGUCAACAACAAUUGGUGGGCGGUGGAUUUAGUUCAUACAUCUUUGAUACAGAAGGUUGUCUUAUAUAACAGAGGGGACUGCUGUGGUUCUAGACUAUCUAAUUUCGACAUCGUGGUGACACACACCAGGCCUACCCCAGGGAGGAAGCUUGUGUUUUCUUCUAGCGAGGUCUGUGCUCAUAAGACUGGAGCCGUCCCACAAGGUCAAUCACAGGCAUUUAACUGCAACAAGCAACUAGAAGGGAGAUAUGUUGCGGUCGUUAGGUCAAGAAGCCAGCAUUUGACUUUGUGCGAAGUCGAAGUCUUUGGAACCCCCAUUCCUCGGUGCAUUGCGAGUCAGAAAAGGGUUGGAACGAAAUGUGUUGCAAGGUGCAUUGCGAGUCAGAAAUGGGUUGGAUCGAAAUGUGUUGCAAGGUGCAUUGCGAGUCAGAAAUGGGUUGGAACGAAAUGUGUUGCAAGGUGCAUUGCGAGUCAGAAAUGGGUUGGAACGAAAUGUGUUGCAAGGUGCAUUGCGAGUCAGAAAUGGGUUGGAACGAAAUGUGUUGCAAGGUGCAUUGCGAGUCAGAAAUGGGUUGGAACGAAAUGUGUUGCAAGGUGCAUUGCGAGUCAGAAAUGGGUUGGAACGAAAUGUGUUGCAAGGUGCAUUGCGAGUCAGAAAUGGGUUGGAACGAAAUGUGUUGCAAGGUGCAUUGCGAGUCAGAAAUGGGUUGGAACGAAAUGUGUUGCAAGGUGCAUUGCGAGUCAGAAAUGGGUUGGAACGAAAUGUGUUGCAAGGUGCAUUGCGAGUCAGAAAUGGGUUGGAACGAAAUGUGUUGCAAGGUGCAUUGCGAGUCAGAAAUGGGUUGGAACGAAAUGUGUUGCAAAAUGUCCGUCACCACAGAAGUACAACACUGUGUCCGGAACAUGUGAAGCGAAAACAUGCCGCUGCUUCGCAGGUGGUGAUCCCCAUUACUACCAAUACGACGGCCACAGAAUCGACUUUAUGGGUAAAUGCAAGUACACAUUCACCAAGCUAAAGGAUGACUUCAAGACUGACAAGUGUUACUUCAAUGUAGAGGAGAAGAAUGUCCAUAUCGGUAACCCUCGAGUAAGCUUUGUGGGGUUGUUGGAUGUGACCGUCGAGGACAUGACCUUCAGAUACAGUCAACAAGCGGCGAAGGUUUCCAUCAACGGCGUCGACAGAACCAAGAGCAAUUUCCCUAUCACUAUCAGGACCAGGAAAGGCACAGACGUGAAAGUCUCAUACGCAAACAGGCAGUUCCAGGUCGAGGCCACAGCUUGUGGUAUGAUCACCACCUACAGGAGAUACUUCAUUGAGACGUUCAUCUCAUCCACAAUCGGAACCAAGGUGGAAGGAAUCUGUGGAACAUGUAACGACAAUCGAAAUGAUGAUCUUAUUGCUAAAGGACAGACGAAAGCCACAACUAAGAACGCAUUCUCGAGUAGUUGGUCCGUGCCCGAUGACUCUGGUCUACAGCAACAAACCAACUGCGAAGCAGCCGAUGUCAGUGGUGAUUGCACUGUUGCUUGGGCCACGAAAGUCAAGGACAAUAACCACUGUGGUUACAUCACAGACACAAACGGUCCCUUCAAGGCUUGUAUCGCAAGUGGUUUGGUGAAUUUGAAGCAAUACCAGGACAGCUGCGAGUUCGACGUGUGUUUCUAUUCUAAAGAGGCCACAGCGGCGAAGGACGUCCCUGAUGUUGUCUGCAAGAACUUGGCUGUGUUUGCUGAUGAUUGUGCAAAGCAAGGGCUGGGAAGUGUUUGGAGAAGAGCCAACUUCUGUCCUCUAAACUGCGAGGCAAAUGCGUCCUAUACUCCCAAGUUGUACCCUGCAUGUGAAAAGACCUGCCAACAGAGGAAUGCUCCCGCGGACUGCGUCGCUGGUGAGCCUGAAGAUGGCUGUUCUUGUAAUGAAGGCUACUUUAGACUUGGAAAUGACUGUGUUCUGCCUGGCAAGUGUGGAUGUGAUGCCAUUGAUGGACAACAUAUCGACAGCGGCAAUUCAGUUGUGAUGAAGGGUUGCACUGUCAAGUACGAAUGCACAGCGCAAGGCACCUUGAGGCAACUAGCUUUUCCUGCUUGUCAUAAAGAUGCUAGCUGCUCUACAGUAAAUGGACAGUACGCGUGUAAAUGCAAUGAUGGAUUCAAUGGUGAUGGACACUCUUGCCAGACCAACUGUCCGAAAGCAGAAGAAAAGUGGGACACUAAAGAUUCUAAGUGCGUUUUGCGUUGUCCAGAUGCCAAGACGGAGUGGGAUGAGAAGCAAGGCAAAUGCGUGAACCGUUGUUCAAUUGCCCAACUUUGGGAAGACACUUCAAAGAAAUGCGUAGAGCGCUGUGUCCCAGCGGACAAAUGGAACGAGGCAAGCAAAAAGUGUGAACCAAGAUGCCAAGUGGACCAGUUGUGGAAAAUGGACAAGUGUGUCAACCGUUGUGGUACAGGAGAAAAAUGGCAUGGAGCAACUAACAAAUGUUAUCAAGAUCCCAUGUAUCCAACGACGACGGAAGGAAAUGCCGGGGGAGCUGGUUGUGUCAUACCAUUCUUGUUUGGUGGAAAAUGGCAGGAGGACUGCGUCCCGGGAGCAAAUAAUAAGAAAUGGUGUGGUACUACUGAGAAUUACGAUCAGGACAAAAAGUGGGGUUAUUGCUCAGCUGCCUGUCGAACAAGUGCUGGUUUGGUCAAAAUGGCUGGUGACGCCUGGACAGAGGGCAAGGAAAAGGUAUUUUGUAACACUGAUGGAUCAAUUGGGAAGAUCACUGGAGAUCACCCAAGUACAACUGGUGGUACCGGGGGUGGUGCAGGUUGUGUCUUCCCGUUCUUAGACGGCACUGUUUACCGUGGAUCUUGUCAGCCUUACAAUGGCCAGCGUUGGUGUGGAACUGUCAAGGAUGGUACAAAAUGGGGAUAUUGUCCAGCUGCCUGUCGAACAAGUGCUAGUUUGGUCAAAAUGAUUGGUGACGCCUGGACAGAGGGCAAGGAAAAGGUAUUUUGUAACACUGAUGGAUCAAUUGGCAAGAUCACUGGAGAUUACCCAAGUACAACUGGUGGUACCGGGGGUGGUGCAGGUUGUGUCUUCCCGUUCUUAGACGGCACUGUUUACCGUGGAUCUUGUCAGCCUUACAAUGGCCAGCGUUGGUGUGGAACUGUCAAGGAUGGUACAAAAUGGGGAUAUUGUCCAGUUUCUUGUACGACCCAGAAAGGUGAGAGAAAGAUAGUUGGCGAAAGCUGGAUGUUUGAAAAGAAGAAGUAUUUCUGUGAUCAGAAUGCUGAAGUCUUCGUAAUUAAAGAUGAAAAUAUCAAUACGAAAGCCGGUGGCAAGUGCGUGUUUCCAUUUAAGUACAACGGCAAGUACUACGGAGGAUGUACAGGCAGCAAUCCAUGGUGCGCCACAACGCCAGAUUACGAUACAGAUGCAAAAUGGGGAUAUUGUCAUUUAAUAGCUACAUGCCUGCCGCAGGAUCAAAAGCAAGUGACAGCCGGCGAAACAUGGUCAAGUGGAGGGAUGGAAUAUUCAUGUGGAAGAGAUGGAAAAGUUAGGAAAAACGUGAAGACAUCCGCUGGUAACUGUCACUUCCCGUUCAACUACAAAGGCUCCACUUAUGAGGCGUGUACGGAGGUUGCAUCGGCUGGUAAACCCUGGUGUUACGUCGACGCAUCCGAGUCAGCGUACGGCUAUUGCUAGACCAUAUACUCUAACCACUGAUCCAUAUUCCUUUUUUUUUCUGUACUAGUAACUGCAAUAUGUACCAGCAAAUACCAAUGUAUGAAAAA
Molecule: messenger RNA, 4048 nt
Organism: Lineus longissimus
Lineage: Eukaryota; Metazoa; Nemertea; Pilidiophora; Heteronemertea; Lineidae
Product: zonadhesin-like
Exons: 37
Coding region: 63-3959 (1298 amino acids)
Cellular component (GO): extracellular matrix
Source: RefSeq, a predicted model, not a curated record